CGCUGAUUGGCUGGCGUGCCACACCAAUGAAUUAGUGAGCUAUCUGAGAGGGCAGGACACGGUGAUCACUCAGAGCUCUGAUUGGAUGAGACUCGCUACGUUCUGAUUUUGAAUGUAAUUGGAGGGAAGAAGGAGAGCUGGGUGUGCGCGGCGGGGAUCCGGCACCUGGGAGCGGCCUCCGUCCGUCAGAGCCACGAUUAUGACCAAAUUCAUGCAAGCACGCCGAAGACCGGCCAAGUACAUGAAGAGGAAGCAAAAAGUAAAGAAAGCCAGAGCCUCUAGUUCUAAUCCAGCGGGGGUAUCGGAACAAACUGAUGCAAAGCUACCAUGGCUUUUGAAUUUGAUCCCGUCUGUAGGGUUUAGCUUUCCAGAUGUAGGAAAUUCAGUGCAUUCCAUAAUGAAUGCCUUUUUAUCUAUGUAUUUGUGGAGCUAUAACGGUGUGAAAAAGACUCUUAUUUUAAUAAAAAAUGCAUUAGUUCCAUCUCUCAUCUGCCGACGUGAGCUACGCACGCUGAGACAACGCUUACAUAAACUUGAAACUGAGUUUCUCAAGCUGCAGCUGGCACUUCAGAAUAAAGAAUCCAGUUCAACUUUAUCAGGAAAUCCGUGCUGCUGUAGUUGCAGGCAAGCAACAACUGUAUCCUCUUUAAAAGAAUGUAAUGUACAAGCUGUGGCAGAGAAUCCCUUGCUCUCUCUCCCACCACCUCUGCCUCCGCCGCUGCCGCCACCACCUCCACCUCCGGGUCCUCCUCCAAACUUCACACUACUAAAGCGUCUGCCUGUUCUGAAAAAAGUAGAAAGCAACCAACUACCAAAGGUGGCUCUGGCAAAGCAAGAAGGACCCAUAACCAUUACACUUAAAGACCUUCUGAAUGUCAAAUUAAGGAAAGCUAGAGACCACAUAGAAAGACAGAAAGUGGGAUCACAUAGAAGUGAAUGUGUGCCACUGAUCAACAUAACAGAAUUACAAGGUGUAACUGUAAAGAUGGCCCCCAAAAUGCCGCCAAAGCGUCUCACAAAUGUUUUUAAGAGAAUCCUUGUCACCUCUGACAUGGCUGCUCUGCUCUUCAUUCCGCCCUGUUGGUUUAUGUACGUCACCGCCGUCAUUGUCCGACUGAACCUGGAUGGCUCGAUUGUGAAGAAGUGGAGAUGCCUGCAGAAGGGCGUUAGGAAGGAAUACCUUCUGUACCUCCGUAUCCAGGAUCAUCCCCAGGAACGGAAGCCUCCGUGCUGGUUCCAGGUGAGAUUUUGGCAGGUUCAUAAUCCACCCGUGAUCCUGGAGCAGACGUGUGGAGAGGGCAAUGUCAACAUGGUGAGAAGCCCUGGAGGAACUCCGAUGUAUGACAGAGAAAAUAAAGAGAAUGGUACAGGACUAACACCAUUAAUGACAAAGGCUUUAAGGCGAAAAUUUCAAUUGGCUCACCCAAAAAGCCCAUCACCACUGCGACGGUCCCCAUUAAAGCAAGGCCUUGAGGAAGCGCGCUAGUAGCACACUUAGAAAUGGAAUGUUUACCAUGGCACUGUACACUCUCAAUGAGUAAUGGCCACUUUAAACUGUGUGUGUACCUACUUCAAUGCACAAUUGAAUUUCUGUAUUUGAUGAAAGACCACCACUUGCCUCAAUGUAUUUUUACAUAUUUUAAUGUUUUUAAUAAUUGAAAAAGCCACUACUUUGGUUAGUAUCACUUUUUUUACUUACUCUGUCCUUAUUGGACAGAAUAAACUAUGUUUACAUUUUGACAGUAUUUUUCCUUUUUAAAGAUGUAUAGACCUAUAUAUAAAAUACACUUUGCUGCGACUCCUCACUUAGCAGAUGUAUUGUUGGCUAUCUGAAAAGCACGUUGUACCACAGAACGCAAGCUUCCUAAUCUACCAUGCUAGAAUUUUAUUACAACUCACUAUUUGUAUUUGUUUAAUGACCCUAUAUAUUUUCAAUUGUUCAUUUGAAUAUUUACUAGUGUAUAAUAUGUUUGUCUUCUAUAUUUGUGUGUAUGUAUAUAUUAUUGGUUAUUACAACUUAGAAAAUGUCACUAAUUGAGCCAAUGUACUUCCAAAUACCCAUGCAAAAUCAAAUUUAUUUAAUCAAAGCUAAAUUAUAAUAUUAAAUUGCUUCAUUUUUUUUUUUAUUUUGUUAGGCCUGCCUAGUGGUUUAGACAGUUUAAUAUUAUUAAUAUUAAAUUUUUCUCUUACAGAAGGGUAAAAGGACUAUGGGUGGGGUACACGCUUUCUGGGUUAGAGAGCUCUCAUUAGUACAUUUUUCACAACGGUUAUAAACAUGUCGUACAGUAUAUUGUAUCAGUAUACAGAUGGUGUGUUGGGUAUAGGGGAUGUAACAAAGGUUUUAGGAGAAGAGGAUGAAAUGGAUUAAAAAUACUGAGCAGAGAUCUGACAUGUUAAUAAAGCCAUUAGAGUGAUCAUGCCUAAUACUAGAUGUCUGUUAUAGUUUAUUAUUUAGUGCAGUUAGGAUGGGGCAGAUACAUUUUUCUUCAGGUCAGCGCCAUGAGACGUGGUGCAUUAAGGAUGUGACAUAUUCCUCUUUGAGUAUGCUUAGGUUCAUCUGGGAAUGGAGCCAGAAGAAGAGAAUAUGAGCAGCUGGACAAGCAUCUUUUAUUUUUUUUUAAUCUAAUAUGUACAGGGGCGACUUCAGUUGUGGUGCGCGCUUGCUGCUGGCCAUCUAAAAGAAUUGGUGUCUAUCUGCUAUUCAGAUGCCCGUUAUCCACAGCACACGCCUUUUUCUUGCAGUCUCUGGAGGUGUAAGAAAAAAAAUGUGUAAAAAAAAAUCUGCAGUGUGGGUGCCCAAACAGGAACCUGUAACUGCUAAGGGUUCUAAGUAGCAAUUCAAUAGCUCGUAUAGACGGCCAGCAGGGGCUGCGUGCCACAAUUGAAUUGGUCUCUGUUUUUAUUAGUUUAGUCCAGUGCUUCACAAACUUUUUUUAAAUCACGGCGCCCUAGAAUAUCAGAAUUUGUUUCACAGCACCCCUUGGCCAAAUGUUUCUUAUUAGGAAAGUUAGCAAAAAUAUUAAAUUAAGUAAAUUAUGUUUGUCAUCCUUGGGUUCAGUUAUGUGGUGAGGAACAAGAUUUGCUUCUGUUUGUCCACUUGUUUUAUUAUUGGCAGCAACAAGCACUAGUUUUGCUUAUUAUAUUGACAAUAAAUAGUUUGAAUUGGUCCUGGACCAACAAUCUGUGGAACCCUUGCAAGUGUUCCGUGAUUUCCAGGAGCCACGGCACACAGUUUGAGAACCACUGGUUUAGUCUGUAUUUCUAUGUAUUGUCAGCCGUUUAACAACCUAGAUUGAAUUCAGUUUUACACUAAAAUAUUCAUGUCAUGAGAUUAAAUUAAUAUGAAAUGAUGUAAUUUACCUAC
Molecule: messenger RNA, 3364 nt
Organism: Pseudophryne corroboree (corroboree frog)
Lineage: Eukaryota; Metazoa; Chordata; Amphibia; Anura; Myobatrachidae
Gene: PRR11
Product: proline rich 11
Exons: 12
Coding region: 200-1486 (428 amino acids)
Source: RefSeq, a predicted model, not a curated record